CACGGGCGGAGUUAUCCUGCGCUUAGUCAGGAUGCCGACGAAUCCCGCGGCUUGGAGUUGAUCCGCUGCUGAAGGUCCUCUCCUCUUCCUCCUUCUCACUCAUCUCAUUGCCUCAUUUUUUCCUCACACAAUCGUUUAUUCGAAUCGCAAAAUGCUGCAGAUGACCGUUCUUUGUGGAUUAGGAUUGCAUUUCGUCAAAGCUAGCUAUUUGGUAUAGGGCCGUUGUGCCGUGCGAGUAUCUUCAUUUUUAAGCGACGCGACCUGUUCUGUCGAUCGCCCGAGGGCAAUUAUGACGACCGGACGCAAGGUCUUCCACUGCGCCGUGGAUGAGACGGCGUUAACCACCAACAUCAGCGAAAUCAAAAAAUGGACGACCAACGGGGCCAUCACUCUGAUCGUGCCCCUGUACACCCUUGAACGCCUCCAUGCACUGAAGAGAGCCGGGUCGCAGGUCGCCAUCAAUGCCCGCGAGGCUGUCCGGUUCCUCGACCGGGUCACUUCCGGCAAGGACAACAUUUCUUCCGAACGGGUGGCUUUGCAGGGUCCCAUGGAGCAAUACGAGAAGUGGACGGAGGCAGAGAAGUUCUUCCUGCCCGAGUUCGAGGAGGAUCCGGAGGCGAACGAUGGACUCGUCUCAAACGGCCAGACGGCGCACCCCGACGAAAAGAGCAAAAUAUCCAAAAAGAACGGCGCCUCCCCGGAUGAUCUCUCUCAGAUGCUACUCAGCAAGUUGAACUUCAAAAAGGAACUCGACGCAGUCUCGAACACGUCCAACGGAACCCACAGUGCACCCUCCCGCCCGUCUUCCCGGAGCUCUCGGACCAGCCCCGAAUGUGUAAACUCGCAGGUGAUAACCAACGAAGGAGGAUCCAAGGACAACAAGACGAAGCGCGCCGAGGGACAUCGCCGUUCUGCGUCUGGGUCGGCCAUCCCCACGGUCCCGCCUGUGCUCAGGCCGCUGCUCAGCGCGCUGCUGUGGCGACUGCACCAGGGGCCCGAUGCUUCGAACGCCGCCAAGACUUGUAUUCUGAUUACGAACGAUCCACAGACCCAGCUUUGGGCCCAGAAAUUCGGCAUUGGGGUCAAGAACAUUCAUCAGCUGCGAACAUCGAUUCAAUACGAAGAGCGAGAGUACAAAAACCGAUGCAAAUAUGUCGAGAAGACUCAGGCGACGACCAGCGAACCGAAAUCGCUUCUUUCCUACGAGGAUGAGAGUGACGAAGACGAGCUCGUCUUCGUUCCUCGCGGCGGUCGGGGCAAGGGAGCGACGCGCGGCGGCGGCUCUCGUGGGGUCAACAGCCGCAAGGCGCCUGUCGUCAAAAGUGUUGCCCCGCCUGUCGAGGCGACUAUGGAGAUCCCUACUCAACCUAUCGAUCCGAAUUCGUUUACACUCAGUCGGGAGCCGCACGGGGCAUCGCGGGUGCGUCUCGGAACCAUGCCAACAACCGCCGAGGCGCCUCCCGAGGCCCGACUCGUGGUAGUGGUACCAGCCGGGGUCGUGGAAAACUCUGGGUUCCUUGAUCGUAUUGGCCGGUUCGUCAAUCAUACGACGGACGAAUCGCACGUUUUCCAAUACCGAUGA
This is a messenger RNA of Aspergillus aculeatus ATCC 16872, 1582 nucleotides long. RefSeq lists its product as uncharacterized. The record is from RefSeq and is a predicted model, not a curated record. Lineage: Eukaryota; Fungi; Ascomycota; Eurotiomycetes; Eurotiales; Aspergillaceae. Bases 290 to 1582 code for a protein of 430 amino acids. The transcript has 4 exons.